Messenger RNA from Aspergillus oryzae RIB40, 354 nucleotides. RefSeq lists its product as uncharacterized. The coding region runs from base 1 to 354 and encodes 117 amino acids. NCBI's taxonomy places the organism in Eukaryota, Fungi, Ascomycota, Eurotiomycetes, Eurotiales, Aspergillaceae. The record is from RefSeq and is a predicted model, not a curated record. The transcript is spliced from 2 exons.
AUGACCGACGCAAACACAAUCCAGACCCUCGACACCCGCUUGGGCGAGCUCCUGGCAGCCAUCGAGUCCCACCCGAUGAUGACAAGCUCCCAACCGCACCCGACAGGCUUCUAUGUCCAUGACUUCAUCCGCAACACUCACACCAAGCUGAGGAACAUUGACGCCCAGAAGCUCCAAGCGGCAGACCCUGCCACCGUCAAAGAGUUCCAGGAUAUCCGGGGCCGCAAUAUGCUCGCUGAGCAGCUGAUCGAAGGCAGCGGGCCAAUGGCACAGAUGAUGCUCAUGAUGGGGGGAGGUCCGCUUGAUUUUGGGGAUGCGAUUAAGCAGAAGGUUCGGGAUGUUAAUGCUGUUUAA